CAAAACGGCUAUCUCCCUAAAAGCCUGAUAAAAGGUCUUUACAACUGCGCCCCAUUAUCACAAAAUAGCCAAAGCGUUGUCUACCUUUUUCUCUUCGACUUAUAAGUUAUAAUUUAUACUCUCUUUCUUUCCUAAUUACUUAUUAUUUCCUUCAAUAUAAGCUGAUUUUUUUCCCACUUCAAAAACUCUCAGAUUUUUCUUCUUGUCACUUCUGGGAAAUCGAAUCGCCCCCAAUUUCGCCCAUCUGAGUAAUUUUAUAUUUCUGGGUUUCGUCUUUUUUGGCUGAUUAAACUCUCAAUCCUGUAGAAAUAGUGUGAAAAUUUGGUGAAUUGUUGUAAGAGAGAUUGAGAGAUUUCUGGGUUCCUUUUGAAAUUUGAUAAUUUUUUUGCGGUUUGUGAUUAAUUCGAAAAAUCUACAACUUUUUUGUGAUGUCGACGAAAUUGAAUACUGCGCAAGAUUUAGCAGAGAAAAUGUUGUUGAUGGCUGAACAAGGAGGGCAUUAUUGCUCUAAGAAAACGGAUAAUUUGUGCAAAGAUUGUUGUUGUCAGCAGUCGAGCAAAUCAAGAAUAUCUAGACUAUGUUGUAUCAUUCGGGGGCUCGAUUUGAAGGCCUGCUUAUUUCUGUUCUUGAUCAUUCCGGCAUGCACCAUUGGUAUCUACUUACAUGGGCAGAAAAUCACCUACUUUCUGCGACCAUUGUGGGAGAAACCACCUAAACCAUUCAAUGUUAUUCCCCACUACUACAACGAAAAUGUGACUAUGGAACAUCUCUGUAAGCUUCACGGUUGGGGAGUUCGUGAGUAUCCAAGACGUGUUUAUGAUGCAGUUCUCUUCAGCAAUGAGGUUGACAUACUUAAUAUAAGAUGGCAAGAGUUGUACCCGUACAUAACACAGUUUGUCCUUCUGGAGUCCAACUCCACAUUCACGGGGUUGCCAAAGCCUCUAGUGUUUGCUGCCAAUAGAGAACAGUUCAAAUUUGUUGAGCCUCGUUUGACGUAUGGAACGAUAGGGGGUCGAUUCAUUAAGGGUGAGAAUCCAUUUGUUGAGGAAGCAUAUCAGCGUGUUGCAUUAGAUCAGCUCCUUAGAAUCGCGGGUAUUUCAGAUGAUGAUUUAUUGAUAAUGUCUGAUGUUGAUGAGAUACCAAGUAGGCACACCAUCAAUCUCUUGAGGUGGUGUGAUGACACACCUGAUGUCCUUCAUUUGCAACUCAAGAACUACUUGUACUCCUUUGAAUUUCUUGUGGAUAAUAACAGCUGGAGAGCUUCAAUCCACAAAUAUCAAACAGGGAAGACAAGGUAUGCCCAUUUUCGGCAAACUGAUGCACAAUUGGCUGAUGCUGGGUGGCAUUGCAGCUUUUGCUUCCGCCGAAUCAGUGAGUUUAUCUUCAAGAUGAAAGCUUACAGCCAUAGUGACAGAGUAAGAUUUUCUCACUUUUUGAAUCCCAAAAGAAUUCAAAGAGUAAUCUGCAAAGGGGCUGACUUGUUUGAUAUGUUACCUGAGGAAUACACAUUUAAGGCAAUUAUUGGGAAGAUGGGGCCUGUUCCUCAUUCUUACUCUGCAGUUCAUCUGCCAUCCUAUCUCUUGGAGAAUGCUGAUAAGUAUAAAUUCCUUUUGCCUGGGAAUUGCGUGAGAGAAAGUGAGUGAGAUUCUCGAGCAGGUUUUGGUUUACUCGUGCGGCUUGUUUGACCGUUUUAGAGUGGUGCUCUGAGAUACAUCUGACCAAAACAUUUUUUCUGUGAUGUUUGUUGAAUCACAUUGGUCAAUAUGGGAGUUAAUUGGGAAUUUAUGUACAUAUCUAAUCCCUGGGGCUCGGUUUUGUUAGAAAAUUGGUACAUAUCCAAUUCCCCCAUAGAGGAGCUUCCUUCUUCCUUCUUGUUGGAUCAUGCCUCGAAGAGCUGGCUAGCUUGGUAUGGCAUGACUAAUCUCAUAUACUCUUUAGAUAGAGAAAAUCCGAGACUGUUUCCUGCGAUAGACAGUUUUGUGUUGUUGUUAGACUAAUAUGUUCGUAUAUUCUUUCACCUCUGUCUUUGCUAUACAUUGUUCUAUGGAUUAUCCUGGCCUUCUCAUUUAAUUCAUUGAUUUUAUUUUAUGUUUUU
Beta vulgaris subsp. vulgaris (sugar beet) is the source of this 2095-nucleotide messenger RNA. RefSeq lists its product as uncharacterized. Gene Ontology annotation, molecular function: beta-1,4-mannosylglycoprotein 4-beta-N-acetylglucosaminyltransferase activity. Gene Ontology annotation, biological process: protein N-linked glycosylation; N-acetylglucosamine metabolic process. The coding region runs from base 429 to 1643 and encodes 404 amino acids. Lineage: Eukaryota; Viridiplantae; Streptophyta; Magnoliopsida; Caryophyllales; Amaranthaceae. The record is from RefSeq and is a predicted model, not a curated record. Gene Ontology annotation, cellular component: membrane. The transcript is spliced from 2 exons.